Fusarium verticillioides 7600 is the source of this 711-nucleotide messenger RNA. Its product is annotated as dolichyl-phosphate mannosyltransferase polypeptide 3. NCBI's taxonomy places the organism in Eukaryota, Fungi, Ascomycota, Sordariomycetes, Hypocreales, Nectriaceae. Gene Ontology annotation, cellular component: endoplasmic reticulum membrane; dolichol-phosphate-mannose synthase complex. The coding region runs from base 79 to 357 and encodes 92 amino acids. Gene Ontology annotation, biological process: GPI anchor biosynthetic process. The transcript is spliced from 3 exons. The record is from RefSeq and is a predicted model, not a curated record.
CUCAAGCACCACGAUACCAUCACAGUUCCUCCCCCGCGCUCAUUCCAACACCACGCUCCUUAAAAAAGAACCGCCAAGAUGACUCGCGCUCAGCAGACCAUUUCUCUCGCCCUCUUGGUUUCUUCUCUCUACCUUGCGCUCUUCCUCGAGCUCAUCCCCCUUCCUCCUCUGAUCCAGGAGCAGAUCGUCCCUGUGCUCCCCUUCUGGGCCCUCGUCUCCUUCGGCGCAUACCUCCUCUUCCGUCUCGGCUUCGGCAUCCUUACUUUCAACGACGUCCCCAACGCACACAAGGAGCUCACGGCGGAGAUUGAGCAGGCCAAGGUUGAGCUCCGACAGCUCGGCGUCACUGUCGACUAAAUUGGCGAAAAGCACACCCACGUACGAUGAUCUAAACGGCUAUAGAAGGGCUACGGGGAAUGGUGGAUGAGGUUACAAAAUUUUAAUUACAAUAAUCUGGUAUCUUGUUCUUGCGACCUGCGCAGAGGAAUUCUACACAUCAUACGCCUAUCCUUGUGAGGUUUGCCAUCUAUAUGAACUCUAUCAUGAUUGCUCGCCGGCGAUGAGUGCUACAAUUGUUCGUACAGCUGUUUCGGGCUCUUCAUGGCCGUGUACAAGUUCUUCAAAAAGUUUGGGGAUCUUUGCAAGUGAUCCUCGUUCGUCUGUUUGGUGCCCUGUGAUCGUCAGUAAUUGGUUACAUCAAAGUAGUCGAGU